This is a messenger RNA of Fragaria vesca subsp. vesca, 742 nucleotides long. RefSeq lists its product as uncharacterized. Lineage: Eukaryota; Viridiplantae; Streptophyta; Magnoliopsida; Rosales; Rosaceae. Bases 81 to 467 code for a protein of 128 amino acids. The transcript is spliced from 4 exons. The record is from RefSeq and is a predicted model, not a curated record.
AGAGAGAGAGAGAAGGACCAAUAGUAAGAGGCAUAUAUGGGGCUGAGGAUCCUGUACGGAGUUCUGUUCCUGUCAUUUUCAUGUGCAGCCAUCAAGCUCCUCCACCUUAUGCUCCACCCUGUAUUCUACUUCACCACCUGAGAAACUUAUUCGAAUCUGCAGCAGGCUGCGUCAACUCCAAUGCCUCAUGUGUGCCAGAAACAAGAUGGUUGUUAAAGUUCAAAGCAAGAAUAGAUCUCUAUAACUGGCAGGAAGCUAAAGCAUUAUUAGGAAGAAAUGAAUAUUGUGAAGGAUACAUAGAAGUUGAAGGAAUAGAUAUUGCUGCAGUUAAACCAAAGAUUAAACUCACCCUUACUGGAGCAGGCCAGCAUUGUUGGAUGUGUGCCUAUAGAAGCUGCCUACUUUCCUCCUACAAUAACUUUGCUUUAAGAAAUAUUCGUUCAGAGUCUUUGGGAGGCUUACAGUAGUUGCUCAACCUUUGCAAAGUUAUUCGGCAAGCCCACAGUUUAAGUAAUCAGAAAAACCACGUGAUAUUUAACUGACAAGGGAAACAAGAGUAACUCAAUGAAGGCAAUGAUAAUGUGAACUGGGAUUUUACUCCGAUUGUAAACUUUGUCAACCUAGAAACUAUAAUCUUUUGUCCAAAUUGUUAUUUAUAAUUUACUUGAAUCUUUUUUUAUUUUUUAUUUUUUACCUCAUCAAUCUUAUUAUGUUAAGCUUCAAACUACAUUCGUUUGUUCCA